Messenger RNA from Centropristis striata (black sea bass), 4538 nucleotides. RefSeq names its product elongin A (gene eloa). Gene Ontology annotation, cellular component: nucleus; elongin complex. Bases 140 to 2239 code for a protein of 699 amino acids. Gene Ontology annotation, molecular function: protein binding. Gene Ontology annotation, biological process: transcription elongation by RNA polymerase II. Lineage: Eukaryota; Metazoa; Chordata; Actinopteri; Perciformes; Serranidae. The transcript is spliced from 12 exons. The record is from RefSeq and is a predicted model, not a curated record.
AAAUAUUACAAUAUAUAUUUUUUAACUUAUUUUCUCGCCGUAACGGUAAUGGACGAGCGGAACCUCUCCGUUUUUUUCUCCCUUUCUCUGUUCAGUCAGGAUGAAGUAGUUUCCGGGCGACAGGGUACCAGCAGUAAACAUGGCGGAGGAACUGCUGGAAACAGUGGACAGACUUCAGUCCCGGCUCCUGGAGAACCCGGAGCCCCGAAAGUUACUGAAGACUUUCAAAAGACUGGGGGAACUUCCCAUGACUGUGGACAUCCUGGUGGAAACUGGAAUCGGGAAGACUGUGAAUUCUUUUAGAAAACAUGACCUGGCAGGAGAGGUGGCAAAAGGCCUCGUAGCCAAAUGGAAGAAACUGGUUCCUCAGUCUGCAGACAGACCCGCCAACAGCCACGUCAAAGAGGCGCCUCGGUCACACACACACUCUCGGGACCUAGAAGCAGGAGGUGGAGGCCACAGACGCACCCGGGAGCCCUCCCCCGAGGAAGAACCCUCCUACAUGGAGGAAGAAGAGGAGGAAGAGGAGGAGAGAGGUUAUCACACAAACUACUCGCCGUCACCUCCUCAACACGAGCAGUACAGCCCGCCACAGCGACGAGACUACCAGUCGGACGAGUAUGAGAGCCCCGAACCCGAACCCGAGCUGGAGCCCGAGCCUGAACAUGAACCUGACCCCGAGCCCAGUCCUCCGCCUCCUCCUCCUCGCAAAGAGAUCCGCCACGCCAAACCAAACAAAGAACCCAAUAAAAACUACCACCAUAGUUCCCACAGCGACAAAAACAGGGACAGAGACGAAGAGCGGCGGCAACGCCACGCACAGAUGAGUAGUGAUCGAGGGGGAGGAGGAGGAGGAGGAGGACGGGAAGGGAACGAAGGGAAGAAACGCAGCGCGGACAGAGAGAGGCAGCAGAGUCCACUACAGAAGUCUGCGAAGCACAGCAGGAAGUCCACCACGCAUGAGGGCAAGAAGGAGGAGAAGAAGAAAGGAGGAGAUGAUGGGCGACCACGGGCGCCGAAGGACUCUCCGCCCAAAGAGGAGGAGGAGGACUUUGAGACUCCCACCAUGUCCUUCGAGUCUUUCCUCACGUACGACGCCCCGACGCCCGUCAAAAAGAAGAAGAAGCCAUCGUCGUCCUCGUCCUCGUCACACAGUCGACCGUCUCACUCUUCCUCCUCCACGUCGUCCUCCCAUCGCUCACGCUCCUCUCCGCCUGCUCCCCCCCCUUCCUCCUCCUCCUCCUCUUCCUCCUCCAAAGGGAACAAGGCCAACGGCACCCAGAGCUCCAAGAGGCCACAUUCAGGCUCCAGUUCGGCAACGUCGGAAAAACGCAAGAGGGUGGUUGAAUCUGCUCCGACUCUCCCUGAAAUCCCUCUGCCAGCGAUUCAACCCAACUACAGACCUCUGCCCUCCAUCGACGUCACGCCGCUGUCCCCUCAGAGACGGAAAGUUCCCGUCUGCAACGACGAGGAGGACACCGGGUUCACGGGGAAGCGGUUCAACUCCAAGAUGGUGGUCUACUCGGGGUCGAAGACCGCCUACCUGCCCAGGAUGAUGACCCUGUACGAGCAGUGCAUCCGUGUGCUGCAGAAUAACAUCGACUCCAUCGCUGAGGUUGGAGGAGUGCCGUUUGACAUCCUGGAGCCGGUGCUGGAGAGAUGCACCCCAGAGCAGCUGUACCGCAUCGAGCAGAGCAACCAGUGGUUCACGGAAGAAUCUGAUGAACUGUGGAUGCGUCACUGUCAGCGGGACUUUAAGCGCGAGUCUCCUCAGGAGUACGAGUCGUGGAGGGAGAUGUAUCUGAGGCUGCACGACGAGCGCGAGGAGCGGCUGAGGUUGCUCACCCAGAACAUCUCCUCCGCACACGCCAACAAGCCCAAAGGGCGGCAGGUUAAGAUGGCGUUUGUGAAUUCUGUCGCCAAGCCGCCGCGGGACGUCCGCCGCCGACAGGAGAAGUUCGGCACCAUCAGCGGUUCUUCAGCCGCCUCCACCGCAGCUGCAGCUCCCAUCAAAAUAAGACCAGUCAGCGCUGAUUAUUCUGCUGAAACGAGCCGCUCCUCUUCCUCCCAAUUUAACCCUUCUCCAAGCUCGUCUCGCUCCUCAGCACCAGGAGGAGGAGGAGGAGGUGGAGGAGGAGGACCAGGACCUGCUGCCCGGGACAAGCCACAGGUCAAAAAAAUCGCCCCCAUGAUGGCCAAAACUAUCAAAGCUUUCAAGAACAGAUUCUCCCGUCGAUAGUGUGAAAGAGACUGAAUGUAUUUUAUGAAUUCCAACUGUUUUUAAUUUAAGUUUAGCAAAGUUUUACUGGAGGACCCCCUCAGCCCUACACACACAAACACACACACACACACACACACACACACACACACACACACACACACACAGAAACAGUCACAUGAACACACACACACACACACACACACACACACUGUCAUGUGUCCACCAAACAUAAAAUAGGAACGUUUCAGUAUUGGUGGAAGAACGGUUGAUUUUUACAUUUUUUUAUUUAAGUGGUGGCGUCUGUUUUGGGGGUCUUUGAAUUAGUAUUUAUAUCAUCAGCGGCGGUCAGUGGGUGUGACGUUUGUGCUCGGAAAAUUAAGUCACCAAUUUUUUAAAAGACGCGAAAGACUCAAACACACACAUACACACACAUACAUCUGCAAACACACAGUCUGUUACUUUUCUUGUUUUUCUAGCAGCCAUUUUAAAAGGAAUAGCUUAACGCUCUGGCAAAUGCCUGUUUUUUGCUUUCCGACAGAGACAAAAAGAUCACUCUCACAUCUGUACGAUAAAUAUGAAGCUAGAACCAGGGGGCGCUUAGCUUAGCUUAGCAUAAAGACUUUAAACAGGGUGAAACGGCUAGCAUGGGUCUGUCCUCAGGUUGUCAGAGAUUUAAACGUCGAUACGGUUUAGCAUAGAUGAUUUGCACACAGUGCUGCUGGUACAGAAAAAGUGGCUGAUCACACAGUUAUUUUCCUCUGUGCAUCCUGCUGGUAGAUUUGUUAUUUUAUAGCUUCCGUUCUAUCAUUUUAAUCAUGUGGUAUUGAAAAUUGUUGAUUGUUUUGACAGACUUUUUUUUCUCCUUUGUUAAACCCUAUGUAUUUAAACCAGAGGGGUUUUUUUAAAGUGAGAGGCUCCAAACCGCUUCAGAGGAGGCUCAGAGCAUGGAAGUAAAAAAAAAAAUCACAUGAAUUAAUAAGAUCAUAUUGGAAUAACCUAAAUGUGUGUGAUUUGAUCAGAGUGAUACAGCUGUUUGGGGGAUUUCUACUGUUUUCCUACUUUCCUGGAGUCUGGAACUCAUAAAUCCCUGUGGACAGACCUUUUUUUUAAAAUCUAUUUAGUAUCGUCCAAAACUAUGUCAAACAGCAUUAUUAGAGUAAUAUUAUCUUAUUUUAUCAUCUCAAUCAUAAUAUUGAUCCUAUAGGCAUCCUGAAAUUGAGUUAAACUAAGCAGGUAAACUUUGGUUCAUAUGAAGGGGCUCAGUCUCAGCGUUUGAAGACCCCUGGUUUAAACCAUGGAAACACUGUAAAAUCAUGUAUAAAGAGGAGACAGAGGGGGUUAUGUGCCAAAAACUUGUUUUUUGACAGAACCAGUGGAUGCCAGAAGUUACUGGUCAAGCGUUAUAAUUUUCUUAGCUUAUAACCUGCUUGAAAACACAGAAUUGUCCUUUUUGCAAUGGAAACUACUAUUUUUUAAAUUUGAUUGAAAUCGAUGGUAUGGACAAAUUGCAUGAGGCACAAUAUUUGUUAAUUUAAAAUGAUUAAUUAAGAUUAAUUAAGUACUGUGGUGCUGCAGAGAUCAUGAUCAUUUUAAUGUAUUUUAAUUCCCUCUGUUAAUCAUGAAUCAUAUUGUAAUUUUAAUAUCAGAUAAAAUAAUCGCAAUUACAUUAUUUUUUCCAAAUGUUGCAGCCUUUGUGCAGAGACACAAACUAUUAUGAGUGUUAGCUUUAUAUUAGUUGAUAGGUGUAUUUUUUUCCUGCAUACUAACUGUUCCUCCUGUUUCUAGUCUUAAUGCUAAGCUAACUUAGCUUCUUAUUGAUCGUACAGACAUGAGAGUGGCGUCGAUGCUCUUAUCUAACUCUUAGUAAGAAGGCAAAAAAAAGGGACCUUCUACUAAAGUUUCAAACUUUUUCUUCAUGGGACAGAAAGAAUCACAGAUUCUUUUCAUUUUAAGAAAUGUUGUUUGUUACUUUUUAAUUAUGAUCAAAUGAAACACUACAUGAGGAAGAACCUUUGCACACUUUUUAAAAAUUGUUUUGGCAUGCAAAUUGCACGUCAGCCGAGACAUCAAGUGGCUGGUUAAAGACUCUGCUUUUUAAAAAAACAAACAAACACCUGCAUAUUUAAACAUGGUACGUUUUUUUUAAUGUGUAGGGAUCAAUUGACAUCAAGGUGACACACACACAAAAACCCCCAUUGUAGACUUGUUUUGACCCUCCUGUGGCUUCAGAUCAUGUAUUCCUGCUGUCGAAUGUGUGUGUCCUUGUUUAUAUCUGCUUCACUGUGACAAAUGGCUUGAGUGAAUGCUGAAGAGUCUG